This is a messenger RNA of Arachis duranensis, 4556 nucleotides long. RefSeq names its product pentatricopeptide repeat-containing protein At5g66500, mitochondrial. Gene Ontology annotation, biological process: RNA modification. Gene Ontology annotation, molecular function: protein binding; RNA binding. The record is from RefSeq and is a predicted model, not a curated record. NCBI's taxonomy places the organism in Eukaryota, Viridiplantae, Streptophyta, Magnoliopsida, Fabales, Fabaceae.
AAGGUUCCCAGGACUUUUUUCAAAAAACUGUCACUGAGAAAAGGCUCUCGAUUCACUCUACUCUAUUCUCCCUACGUCGGCGCUCCUUCCGUCUCUCCUGUAAACCCCUAUUCCUCCCUCGGCGGUGACUCCCUCUGGCAAGGCCUCCCUCGGCGCGCUCUAUCUCGCAAACCCUCAAUCGUCGCUCCUCCCUCCAUCGCUCAGCACCCGCUGCCGUUGCCGUCUCCCUCUCCCACACUCGUCGCACCUCUGUUUCCUCUCUCAACCCUCCUCUUCGCCACCCGUUAGCGCCAACCGUCAGCCAUGUUCAGCAUUCGCAGCGCCGUGGUUUUGUUUCUAAACUUCUUGAUAUUUGGUUCUGUUCUGCUGCUGCUGUGGUAGUGCUCAGCUGCUGCUAUGUGGUGCUGAACUGCUACUGCUUUGCCUGUUCUGUUCUGCUAGUUUUUCUACAUCAUAUAAGCAGUGAAGUCUUUUUGGAUUUUGCUCCAAGUUCUGUCUCAAAACUGAAUGAGAAAGAUAACUACACCAGGAAGCAUUGCCAGCUCAUUGUUGUCCGAGCAUACAUGUUGCCAUUGAUGCAUGUCUGGUGUUUGGUAUUACUAUUUCAUUUGUUGUAUGUUCUAAGUUUAAUUUAUUUUAGGCUUUUGAUAGUUCUUUAUCUGCUGAUGCUGCCACUGCCACUGCCACCUCUUAUAUUUUGCCUCUGCAGCAGUGUUGCUCCACUGCUGGUGAGCCAGUCUGCUGCGGUAGUCCUUCUUAACUUAGUUUUCUUCAUGCAAUAAAUCAAUAUGAAAUAUUGUUUAUUAGAGUACUUUUAGCUUGCUAUUCAAUCUUAAUCCAAAUAAUUCUAUGGAGACCAUAAAAGUAGUGGUUUUUACCAAUAUUAUUGCCAUGUCUUCACUUAUUAUGGUGUUGUUUGUUAGAUCUGUUUCAAGUAGCCUCUUUUUCAGCUUAUAUGGAAAUUCAUGCCCAGUUAUAGACGUGGUUGUGAGAAAUAGUUGCGCUGAGAGCAUACAGAGAUUGCUAGAGUCGCGCUGGGAGGCUGAGAAGACCGUGAAGAUAUGUGAGGAAGGUGGAAUCAUCAUCAAGGAAGGAGAGCGUGCAAGGGUUUUGGCUAUUCUUUGGAAGGAAAAUAGCGCCAAAAACUAUGAAAAGAAGCAAACAAGUAAGAAGGAGGUAGGCCAAAGUGUUUACGAGCGCAAGAAAUCCCUCAGAAGGAGAAGACCAUGAAGACCGCCUGAGGAGCACUACUUCUACCAGAGGAUCGCCGUGCCAGGUCGUCGUGGAGCUAACACCGGCGAGCUACCUCAAACACUCCCUAUCAUCGGUUAAGCCAUCGGACCGCAGUGGAGCUCUCCUCUCGGCGUCUCUGGUCGCUUCUGGCGUGGUUCCUGAUCAGUUCCGACAGGCUCUGCAAGAGUUCUGAGUGCUACGUCGUGCGUGCUGGUGGGUUUGUUUGAGAUGAUUGAUUCUUGGUACUGUGAACCAAGUCGCAAACGCAGCGUUGUUGUGCAAUCUUCUCUCCCGGUAACUUCCUCAUGGCCGAAUUGACACUCUGUUUGGCCCCGUCUCUCUAUGCUGGCCCUGCCUUUCGGAAUUGAGAUGAUGGUUUGAAUCUGCUGGCUGGAGUUGUCUUGUUCUUGGUUGGUUUCAAAAUGCUCAUUGAUUCGGUCCUAUUUUACCUCCAAAACCAACUUCACAUAUAACAUGUUCGAUGAAAUGCUCCAUAGAGACAUUUCCCUUGUAAACUCCCUCAUCACCUCAUAUGUUCGCCGUGGAGACCUUGCCGCUGCAUGGACCCUCUUCUGUGAUGUGCGACGCACACGCUCUGACCUUGAUGCACACACCUUCACCCCUGUCCUUCGUGCGUGCUCUUUGUUACCACUCUCUAAGCGUGGCAAACAAGUCCACACACACAUGAUCAAGACCGGUGCAGAUAUUGGAACUGUGGCAAAAACUGCACUGAUGGACAUGUAUUCGAGAUAUGGGUAUUUGGAACACUCCAAAAGGAUCUUUGAAGAGAUGGUUCACAGGGAUGUUGUUGCUUGGAAUGCUUUGCUUUCGAAUUUCUUGAGGCACGAUCUGCCCCUUGAAGCACCAAGUGUUCUAAGAGAAAUGGGAAAGGAGAAUGUUGAGCUCAGUGAGUUCACACUUUGUUCUGUGUUGAAAUGUUGUGCUUCUUUGAAGGCCUUGGAAUUGGGUAGACAGGUUCAUGGUUUGGUGGUGUCCAUGGGGCGUGAUUUGGUUGUGCUGAGCACUGCUCUUAUUGAUUUUUACUCCACUGUUGGAUGUAUUGAUGAUUCUUUGAAAGUUUUCUAUAGUUUGAAGGGUUGGAAAGAUGACAUGAUGUAUAACUCUUUGGUUUCUGCGUGCGUCAGGAAUAGGAGGUAUGAUGAAGGGUUCAAAAUUCUGAGCUUGAUGAAGCCUAAUGUGGUUGGUCUUACCAGUUCUCUGGUUGGCUGCUCUGAGAAUCUGGAUCUAUGGGUAGGGAAACAGAUUCAUUGUAUCACGAUACGUCAAGGUUUCACUUAUGAAAAUCAACUGUGCAAUGCCUUGUUGGACAUGUAUGCUAAAUGUGGGAAGAUUUCCCAUGCUCGAUCAUUGUUUGAUGGAAUUUGUCGGAAGGAUGUGAUUUCCUGGACAUGUAUGAUUGAUGCAUAUGGUCGGAAUGGCGGACAUGAAGCUGUUGAGCUGUUUGAGCAGAUGAUAGAGGAUGGCAAUAAGGCGAUUCCGAACUCUGUGACUUUUUUGUCCUUGUUGUCGGCUUGUGCUCACUCUGGAUUGGUGGAGGAAGGUAAAAAAUGCUUCAAUUCGUUGAGGGAGAAAUAUGGUCUUGAACCAGAUCCAGAGCAUUAUGCAUGCUUCGUAGAUAUCUUAGGCCGAGCCAGUAACAUGGAAGAAGUUUGGUCAGCAUAUCAAAAUAUGAUUGAGCAAGGUACUAAGCCUACUGUAGGAGUAUGGAUAGCAUUGCUGAAUGCUUGUAGUCUUAAUCAGGAUGUUGAAAGAGGUGAAUUUGCUGCAAAGCAUCUCUUGCAGAUGGAGCCUGAUAACGCUAGCCAUAUUGUGCUUGUAUCAAAUUUUUAUGCAGCCAUUGGAAAGUGGGAUUAUGUAGAUGAGUUGAGAAGCAUGAUGAGGACAAAAGGGUUGGUCAAGGAAGCUGGCAAUAGCUGGAUUAAUGUUUCGGCCUUCAGUUAAUCUAUAAUGUUCUUCACUAUAAUGCUUGGUUAAUCUAUAAUGUUCUUCACUAUAUACCAUGCAGGAAAAACCACACUUUGUUCCAAUUUGUACCAAAUGAGAAGCAGGAAUUAUUUGUCUUACGUUGGUUCAUGCUAUAGUUUGAUGCUGCCUGAUUUUUUUAUAGAUACACUUCUCUUCCUCUGUAGGUCAAGGCAGCUAACAAGCUUUUGAAGACAAUUCCACAAGAUGGUGUUGGAAAAAAGGUCGAUGGGGUGCCUGUGUUUAGUGCCCAGAACUUAGACAUUGCAAUUGCAACUAAAGAUGGAAUUAAAUGCGACGGCGAGAUGUGGUUGAUGACAACUUAGCAGCAGAAGUGAUUGAGGAAAUGAAUGAUAGUUUAGGGGAUCCUCCAGAGGUUCAGGAAGUCCUAGAUGAAAUGGGCCAUCCAAGUAUACCACUAAGUGUUAUUUCAAAAGCUGCAGAACUCCAUUUCCAUUAUACUGUUGACAAGGUAAUCCUGGGUAAUAGGUGGUUGCGGAAAGCAACAGGCAUACAACCAAAAUUUCCCUAUAUGGUUGACUCGUUUGAGAGAAGAUUCAAGUAGCUGUCUUGAUAACUCUAAAGGGGAAGAUGAUAGAAACAUUCUGAAUGCAUUGACUCCUCUUGUUUCAAUUUGGAUGAUAACAAUUCUUUAAUCGAAGACUCUCGUCCCAAAUUUAGGCUACCUUUUGGUGGUUGGUUUCACCAAAAAUAGCAGGAAAAAGUAGAAUCCUCGAGAAAAGGGGUACACAAAGAAGAUUCAGGACUGAGUCCCUUCCUUCCGAAAGUAACAAUGAUUGGUCUAUCUACAGAGGAAGCCAACCAGAUGAGCAAACCUAGUUUGAAAAACCAAAUGGAGAAUUUAACAAAAGAGUUGGAGAAGUCAGAGUUAGAUAAUGUGAGUGGUAGUGGUAGCAGUGAGGGCAAUGUAGAAGAUAGAGAUCCACUUUUUGUAGCAAACAUUGGUGAUUAUUAUUCUGGUAUUGCAAGAAAAGGACCUGGUCGCUGGAUUCGUGGAGGAACCAACUGAAACCUUAAUUUAUAGAAAGACAACUCCAUUUGCAGUUGCAACCUAACAGGUAAUUGUGCUCUUGUGGAUAUUUUUGUUUGUCUCCACAAUAAAAUAUAGAGAGGAUUUGUUAGAAACUAACAGGUUAAAACGUUUCUGAGCAGAAAUAAACUUAUAAUUAGAUAGAGGUGCAUAAUGCCACUGCAUACUAUGAGCUUGAGAUUGGGGCUGGUCAAUGUUGUAAAUUAUUUAUAUUUCUUUCCUUGUAAUCCAUCAAUAUGGCCCAUUUUGUUGACUUUUUGGAUGAAUUGAAACUAUAAAUCUUAGAGAC